Molecule: messenger RNA, 1779 nt
Organism: Cuscuta campestris
Lineage: Eukaryota; Viridiplantae; Streptophyta; Magnoliopsida; Solanales; Convolvulaceae
Source: the annotation of a GenBank genome assembly
CCAUGAUUGAACGCCACCCCUCACCUUUUUUUAUUAUUCAAACUCUGCAAUUUUCUUCCUUCCUCCCCUCGUUGACCAUCCAGAAACCCAACCAAUUUCUUCCUCCCUCCUCUAUUUAAUCCACUCUUUCAACCCCAGAUUCCCCACCCAUCUUCUUCUUCUUCUUCAAUUCCCAGAUUUCAUCACAUUAUAAUCACUUUUUCUUUUCUGUUCGAGAGCAGUAGAGAAUAUAAGAUGCCUCCAUUUGCUGGAUCAAUGCCUCUCUCCAAUGGCUUCCGCAGAAGCUUCCAAGAUUCAGCAGUUUCCAGCCUCGUCACCAUUGAUGUGGGAGGCCAGCUAUUCCAGACAACCAAACAGACCCUAACGCAGGCGGGUUCGAAAUCCCUCUUCUCCAAACUGGCCAAUUCGUCGAACCACUCCAUCCCCUUCAUCGACAGAGACCCCGAUCUUUUCUCCGUUCUGUUAUCGCUCCUCCGAUCCGGGAACCUCCCUUCCAGAGCGAAGGCCUUCGAUUUCCAAGAUCUGAUCUUCGAGUCCCGUUUCUACGGCGUCGAGCAGAUGCUGAUCAAUUCCCAAUCCGACCCUUCCCAGUUUGACCCUUUCAAUCUCGAGAAAUCGAUCGUUUUGCCUCUCAACGGCCGAGAUUCGCCGGCGUCGAUCUCCGCCACCCGGUUCGGCUCCGUCCACGUCGCCCAUGGCAGUAAAGUCACUUCCUUUGAUUGGGCGUUGCAGAGAAAGUCAACGGUUUUGACCCAAUUCACCGCCGUAGAUUCUCUGUUGGCUCUGUCCCCGAAGAUCGUAGCCGCCGGGGCCACCGAUUUUUCCGGCGUUCAGAUUCUGGAUGUGGACGAGGGUUUUGUUAGGGAGACUUUGAACUGGGAGAACUUGACUCGGUCCGAUUCGACCGUUCUGGCGAUCGGGUCGUCGGACGAGUACAUGUUCACUAGCUUCGAGUCCGGGAGGCGGAACUCGAGCUGCAUUAUGGUUUAUGACCUCAAAGACAGCUUCAGGCCCGUGGCGGAGAUCGGGCACUACGAGAUCUUCGGGGCCGAGCUCGACUCCGCGAUCCCCGCCACGAAGCUGAGGUGGGUCCCGGGCCAUAACUUGCUCAUGGCGUCCGGGUCCCACAGUGGGCCCGCCAGCGUGUCGGGGGACAUCAAGUUCUGGGACUUGAGGUCCGGGACCGCCGUCUGGGAGGUCAAGGAGAAGCUCGACUGCUUCUCCGACGUCACCGCGUUGGACGGUGUCGGGAUGUUCAAAGUCGGCAUGCAUUCCGGGGAGGUCUCGUUCGCCGAUUUCCGAGCCCUCAGCGGGCCCCGCCCGGGCGAGAACAUUUGGACGUGUCUCGGUGACGCGAGGAAGGCGGGGAACAAGAAGAAAGAAGGGACGGGGUGUAGGAUCGAAAGCCACGGGAACCAAGUGUUUUGCAGUAAAGGGGGGCAAAUAGAGUUGUGGUCCGAGGUUUUCGUCGGAUCCGGAGACAAUAACGACACAAGCACAAACAAGGGCGGCGCCGCUAGCGGCAGAAUAUUCCGGAAGAACGGGUUGGGGAGAGCGAACGACGCUUCUCGUGACCAGAGGAUAACGCAUAUGACCUUCGGAGGGAACAAAAUGUUCGUCACUAGGAGAGAUCAACCCGGCAUCGAGGUUUGGAAGAAUUGUGUGAACAACAAAUUGUAAUGAGCUCAUUCAUGUAAUGUACAGUGAUACAAUGUAGUGAAAUUGUUCAUUUUUAUGUAGCAAUAAAGCAAAAGAUUAAGUAGCAAACAAACAACCCCA